AUGUCCCGUCCAGACCCAGCAAAGUCGGACUUUGCCAAGAUGGGUAUGGAGAAAUCCAAUUUCUUCGUUGUCUUUCCUGUCUUUCAGCUGAUCUUCUCGCUGCCAGGGAUCGUUGGAGCCGUCGUGGCCGUGAAGCGCAACUCCUUCGUUCAGGAGCGCGUGGACACCAUUGCAACCAUGAGCGCUGGCCCCCUUUACCUCGCAGUGUUUUUCAUGAGGUUCACCUUGAUGCUAAUGCAAGCCAGCCUUGGCAAUGCUCGGCGUGACAGCGGUGUGAAUGUGCCGGACCAGCAUGCCUACAAGGUGGUGGGCGGGAAUGCAGACGGAUCUUUAGUCUUGAUGGAUGAUGCAGAACCUUUCGGGCGCUUCAACCGGGCGCAGCGGGCUGUGCAGAAUCAUAUGGAGCAGAUCUUCCCGAUGGUUCUGGAGUUCUUGCUCAGCGGGUAUGUCUUCCCCUGGACGACGGCUGCACUUACCUCUGGCUGGGCUGCACUGCGCUGCUAUGGUGCCCUUCAGUACGCCAGCGACCGUCAAGCGCGGGUCAAGGGCAACCUCCCUGCCAACGUUCUCACGGGCUCCUUGGCCGGCCUCGUCGUCACCAUUGGCAUCUUGGCCUGCAUGAAAUGA
Symbiodinium pilosum is the source of this 627-nucleotide messenger RNA. Lineage: Eukaryota; Dinophyceae; Suessiales; Symbiodiniaceae. The record is from the annotation of a GenBank genome assembly.